Hippocampus zosterae (dwarf seahorse) is the source of this 3582-nucleotide messenger RNA. RefSeq names its product sestrin 1 (gene sesn1). Gene Ontology annotation, biological process: negative regulation of TORC1 signaling; cellular response to leucine starvation; cellular response to L-leucine. The transcript has 11 exons. The coding region runs from base 44 to 1936 and encodes 630 amino acids. Gene Ontology annotation, molecular function: L-leucine binding; oxidoreductase activity, acting on peroxide as acceptor. The record is from RefSeq and is a predicted model, not a curated record. NCBI's taxonomy places the organism in Eukaryota, Metazoa, Chordata, Actinopteri, Syngnathiformes, Syngnathidae. Gene Ontology annotation, cellular component: nucleus.
GGCGUUCACCCGCUCGCACAGCUGAGGCUGGUGGUGUUUCAUCAUGUGCAAGAUGCUCUGCACGUUGGCGUGCACCGAGUGGCUCGGGUUGGUCGACUGGAAGGAGAACGCAAAUUCAUCGAAAUAUUACAAGGGGACUGACAACCAAAAGUUGCUGCCUCCUGAUGAUAUUACUGCGGGGCGAACGAGGCUGGCCACUUGUGUGUUAAGGUGUCCCAUUGCAAGACUAGUACCGAAGAAUGUGACUAAACCUUAUUGUACAUCAACAACACACGUCAAGUCUCCAUAUCAGAGGAUGGACGCGCAAGACCAGGAGACUCUGGGCAGGUGGGAUGGGCUGGCCAGCCGUGACCCCAGCUCCAGGACGGCCGCCAUGGAGCACAUUCGCCAAGAGGUCCUAAGCAAAGUGGAGGCUAUCGGGCCCGAGCCGAUGUCCUCGCCCUGUCUGUCACCAGCAUCCGGUUCCCCCGCCAGAAGCGACCUGAACGCUGUCCUGGCCCACCUCCUCAUGCUCACCAAGCGUUGUCCUUUCGAAGACGUGAGGGAGCGAUGCGUCCGGCUUUUGCAGGCUGUCCAGGAUCUGGGAGUGCGAAUCCCAAGACCCCUGGGAAACGGGCCAAGCAGAUUUAUCCCUGAAAAAGAGAUUCUUCAAGUCAGUAAAGUGGACACCAGGACACAGUCGAUCUUUGAGGAUGCGUUCGCAGCCCUCGGUCGCCUGGAUAACAUCUCGCUAGUGAUGGGCUUCCACCCGCAGUACCUGGAGAGCUUCCUGCGCACGCAGCACUACCUGCUGCAGAUGGACGGGCCGCUGUCGCUGCACUACCGCCACUACAUCGGCAUCAUGGCUGCGGCUCGCCACCAGUGCUCCUAUCUGGUCAACCUGCACGUCAAUGACUUCCUCCAGGUGGGCGGCGACCCCAAAUGGCUCAACGGGCUGGACGGAGCCCCUAGAAAGCUUCAGCAACUGGGCGAGCUCAAUAAAAUCCUGGCCCACCGGCCGUGGCUGCUCACCAAGGAGCACAUCGAGGGUCUGCUAAAAGCCGAGGAGCACAGCUGGUCACUGGCCGAGCUCAUCCACGCCGUCGUUCUGCUCACACACUACCACUCGCUGGCCUCCUUCACCUUCGGCUGCGGCAUCAUGCCCGAGAUCCACUGCGAUGGCGGCCACACCUUCCGGCCGCCCUCGGUCGGUCAUUACUGCGUGUGCGACAUCGCCAAUGGCAACAACCACCACGACGGUCCCUUUGGCAGCCAGGAGGUGUGUGGCGGCGAGGUGGAGGUGCUGAUGGAACGCAUGAAGCAGCUGCAAGAGUGCCGCGAUGACGAAGAGGCCAGCCAGGAGGAGAUGGCCACGCGCUUCGAGCGAGAGAAGACGGAGAGCAUGCUGGUGGUGACGGCCGAGGACGAGGAGUGGGUGCCCUCCCGCGACAUCUCGCGACACUUCGAGGACCCCAGUUACGGUUACAAGGACUUCUCCAGGAGGGGCGAGCACGUGCCCACUUUCAGAGUGCAGGACUACAGUUGGGAGGACCACGGCUACUCCCUGGUGAACCGUCUCUAUCCCGAUGUGGGUCAGAUGCUGGAUGAGAAGUUCCAGAUGGCGUACAACCUGACGUACAACACCAUGGCCACGCACAAGGACGUGGACACCAGCAUGCUGCGCAGGGCCAUCUGGAACUACAUACACUGCAUGUUCGGCAUCAGGUAUGACGACUAUGAUUAUGGUGAGAUCAACCAGCUGUUGGACCGUAGCUUCAAGAUCUACAUCAAGACUAUGGUGUGCAGCCCAGAGAAGACCACCAAGCGAAUGUACGAGAGCUUCUGGAGGCAGUUCCAGCACUCUGAGAAGGUCCAUGUCAAUCUGCUUCUUAUGGAAGCGCGAAUGCAAGCCGAACUUUUAUACGCUCUGAGAGCCAUCACUCGCUACAUGACAUGAAGUGCUUCUUCUUCUCUCCCCCCCGCCCCCUUCUUUUUUAUUAUUUUUUUAAAGUCCUGUGUCAUUGUUGGGACAUUUCAAGAAAACAUUUUUGGGGGCAGAGGAGCUGGAUGCAAAAUCAGAACAAAAAGCAACGAGUCUUUUUUUUUUUUUUUUUUUUUUUUAAGCCUGCAGUGCCAAAAGUGACCAGAAGUAGGCAGCACAUGGCUUAAAAAAAGCACUGACAGUAUUCCAGCAACAUCCCCUUCAUUCAUUUUCUUAAUCACUGUUUUGUUUUUCUUUUCCAUAUCUCAUUUCAAUCAUCAUCUUUUUUGGGGCCCAUAAGUAUGUGCCUGAACUCCCCAGCGCAGUGUGCGUAUCCACGAUGACGAUAAUGAGAUGAUGCUGCUCCUAGUGUUGUAUUCAGCAGGGACAGGGAGGGGGAGGUCAUAUUGACCCCCCUUGUUCCAACCCCCCAAAAAACAAGUUCCCCAUCCACUGCAUUAUUCCCAAAUGUCCGUGUAAGCUAAUUCAAGUCGUAUGUGUGUGUGUGUGUGUGUGUGCGUGCAAACUCAUAGAACACUGAGCCCUAUUUGAGUUGCGUGUGUGAGCAUGUGUGUGUCACGCGCGUGCAUGUGUUAAAGGAAAAAAAAUAGUUUUUAAAAUUUCACGUGUCAAAAAAAAAGCGAGGCACUUUGAAGGAGACUUCUUGCUUCUGCUGUAGCUGAUGUUAUUUUUGACGUAACUUGGGCGUGUCAUUGAUGACAUCGUCAUUCUUCUUUGUUUUGUGGUUUAUUAAUUAAGACUGAAAGAAUGAGGGGCUCCGGUAUGAGGUUGGUCCGGGAGGAAUGGCUAACUCACACACACACACAUACAUACACACACACACAUGUGCACACAUGAACACAAACUCAAACACUGCUAAGCUGUCUUCCGCGUUAUCCCGGCUGCCUGGUCGCCCCAAUUUGGAAGGCUGUGAAUUUUACCAGUGAAAUAAAUACCUCUUCUCUAAUCUCCAUUCAACAUUUUCUCGCUGUGCAAAAAGAAAAAGAGAAAAAAAAAAAAGCAUGUACGGUGGUACCCUGACUUCAGAGUUUAAUUGUGAGUCGGGAGAUGCUGAAAACACAAAGUGGUGCUCUCAGAAGUGAAGGCACCACUGUAUCUCCUAAUCAUUUUUUUUGUGGCCAUGCGUGCUUUUUGUCAGAGUGACUGUUUAAAAAGUGCUCUUUGGUGAGCAGUCCCCCCCACCCCCAGCCCGGCCAUGUUCCCGUUUGCUGUGUAAAGGGGACGACUCCGGCUCGCCAUCAGGCUGAUUUGCGCUCGCAAAUGGUUGUAGCUGUGCUUAUUCAAGCCUAAGUAGUGCAAAAAACAAAAACAAAAUAAAAAAAGCAGCUUUUGUUUUAAUGAAACAGUUUUCACUAAAAAAAAAAAACAAAACAGUCAAACGCUGCGUUUGUUGUUGUUGUUGUUGUUGUGAGGGCGGAUUAAGACAAGCGAUGGCUGGGAGGUUUUCGACAAAAAGAAUGGUACCGUUGGAAGUGAGUCGGAAGAACGUGAAAGAGAUUUUUGUUUUUCAAUACUUCUGACUGAUGUCAGUUACUGACCCUUUUUUUUUUUUUUACACAAAAUCUAUGAAAAAUUGACAAAAAUAAAACUAUAAUAUUGAA